ACUGGGGGCAUAUGUGCCUCAUCUGUCACGAUACAUGGUUACCAAUGCCAGGAGUUCGAUGUGGUCACUCAGGAUGGGUACAUACUAAACGUGCUAAGAAUACCAGAAGGCCGAGCUGAGGGUGGCGGCGGUGGCAAUAAGCAGCCAAUCCUAAUACAGCACGGCGUCCUCGUGGACGGGAUGAUAUGGCUGCUGAACCCGCCGGAGCAGGACCUGCCCUUGAUUCUGGCCGAUAACGGGUUCGAUGUGUGGAUGGCCAACAGCCGAGGCACCCGGUUCAGCAGGCGCCACACUUCCUUGGACCCCGCCAACCCCGAUUUCUGGAAUUGGUCAUGGGACGAAUUGGCGGCCUUCGAUAUACCAGCCGUGUUCGAAUUCAUCCACGGGCAAACUGGGAAGAAGAUCGAUUACGUCGGCCACUCAUUGGGAACUUUGACAGGUUUGGCAUCCAUAUCAGAAGGGAGACUUGUGGACAAGCUGCGAUCGGUGGCUCUGUUGGGCCCCGUCACUUAUCUAAGCCAUAUGACCACCCCCCUCGGCGUCGUCUUGGCGAAAAACUCUGUCGACCAGAUCGCCAUGUCGCUGGGACUGGCCGAGUUCAAUCUAGGAGCCAAGCCCUUGGCCGACCUUGUCCAGGAUUUUUGCCAUUUUCCUGGCGUUGAUUGCUUCAAUUUACUAGCUGCAUUUACCGGCUCAAACUGCUGUCUCAAUGAUUCCACCAUCAAUCUCUUCUUGAAGAAUGAACCGCAAUCGUCGUCCGUCAAGAACAUGGUCCAUUUGGGUCAAUUGUUUCGCGGUGGCGUGUUGGCGAAGUACGACUACGGGAAUGCCAGCUCCAAUGCGGCGCACUACGGGGACGCGAGGCCGCUGGUCUACAACCUCUCCAACAUCCCCCGCGACCUCCCUAUCUUUCUCAGCUAUGGAGGCCAGGACGCGCUCUCCGACAAGAGGGACGUCCAGCAGCAGCUCGAGAGCUUGAAGCUCCACGACGCCGGCAAGCUCACCGUCCAGUUCAUCGAAGAUUACGCUCACGCGGAUUUCGUAAUGGGAGUGAAUGCCAAGGACAUUGUGUUUGGUCCAUUGUUGUCUUUCUUCAAAAACCAGCAGUAA
Eucalyptus grandis is the source of this 1110-nucleotide messenger RNA. RefSeq names its product triacylglycerol lipase 2. The transcript is spliced from 9 exons. The record is from RefSeq and is a predicted model, not a curated record. Bases 181 to 1110 code for a protein of 309 amino acids. Lineage: Eukaryota; Viridiplantae; Streptophyta; Magnoliopsida; Myrtales; Myrtaceae.